AAAUGCUCUCACGCCUGGUGUGGAGAGUCAGACUAAUAGCCGAGUGUCACAGCUGCGUGAACACAGAGAGACGGAGCUGGUGGAUUACUGCGUCUGUACGGACUCCUCCGAGACUCACAAGCCUAACCUGAAUAACACAGAUUUCAGGCAAAAUGAAACUGAUUGUUCUGUCCUUCUUCUGCUGCUGUCUGCUGCUCACUGUCACACCCAGUGUGGACAGUGCAAAACUAAACCUCUACCAAGUUUUAAAAAGAAGCAUCGGGCUCCAGAGGACAAAAAGGGAUCUGAGUAGUCUGUUUGCACUGAGGGAAGCAGAGCCUGAGCAAUUUGUUCGACCUGAUGAUGUCAAAGACACCCUGCUUCCACAUUCCAGCACUGGCAUCGGUGUGCGAACCAAGCGCUCCAAGAACUCCGUCAACCAGUCGCGGAGGUCAGGCUGCUCACUGGGCACGUGCACGGUACACGACCUGGCACACCGCCUGCACCAGCUCAACAACAAGCUGAAAGUCAGUAGCGCCCCCAUCGACAAGAUAAGCCCACUGGGCUACGGGCGCAGGCGCAGGGCCGUCCCCGAGAGGAAGAUGAAGUUAGAGAUGCAGGAUGGUCACUUGCAGCCAGUGUGGAGGCUGCACAAGCUGGAAGCGCUGCUCAGACGGACCUGAGCAGGACGCGAGCCGAGGGGACUGGAAUGCUGAGAUUUCUCCUGCCAAGAGUUCUCCGGCACAUUCUUUCGCAAGGUGAGCGGCUAGGACAGCAGCCGUGGCUCGCCGAAGUACAAAAAACAACAGCUGUUCCACAAGCACUGUGAAUAAGAGACAGAAACAGAGGAGUUCUGUGGUGGAGCACUGCAACUUUCUGGGUUGGUAUGCAAGUGUAUGAUUGGUGCACUGAUCCCUGGAGGAAAGGAGUGGAAAGGGCACAGAAACUGGGGCUGAAGAAUGAAUCUCCUCUAACGGGACAGAAUUUCGCUGCUCCUCAGGUGGACUAUUCAGUGGGAUUAUGGGACCCAAAUGCAUUCCGAGUAUGCAGUGACUUCAACAUGCUCUCUCGGAAAAAAUAAAAAAAUAAACAAACUCUGGACUUUAAUCCAUUGUAUUCGACAGGGAAAGAUAUGGAUUGUUCAUUCUGAGGAGAUCUGAAGGAUUUUAAGAUUAAGAAUGUGGCCAUGAAACUGUUUUCUGUCACAAACUCUGUUUUUGGACACUGUAUGAGGGAUGAAUGCUUUAGAUUUAGAUUUUAUAUAAAAUGCCUUCUCGGUCCGUAAAGGAUUGUUAUGCUACUUGAACAUUAUUAUUAUUAUUAUUAUUUUGUAUAGAGAUAUGUGCAAUCUAUAUGUAUUUUUUUAUUCCUAGUAUAUGUAUAUAUGCCAAAAAAGAUAGUGUUAUUUAAUUGUUUUAUACUUUGUACUACUUAUAGAGAGCUAUUUUUGUACAGGUUAAAAUGAAUAUGGGCAUUGUUCUACAUGGUAUGUUGUAUAUCAUUCUUUUGUGUUAUAUGGUGAUAGAAUACGUUUUAUGUCUGUAAUAAUAUAUUUGUAAAUGUGGUCGAUUUUGUAUGUUGAAGUAAUGUAUGUUGUCAUCCAAUAAACUUCAAAUUUUAAAAAAGAA
Messenger RNA from Pangasianodon hypophthalmus (striped catfish), 1607 nucleotides. RefSeq names its product adrenomedullin a (gene adma). Gene Ontology annotation, cellular component: extracellular region. Gene Ontology annotation, biological process: positive regulation of heart rate; adrenomedullin receptor signaling pathway; regulation of systemic arterial blood pressure. Lineage: Eukaryota; Metazoa; Chordata; Actinopteri; Siluriformes; Pangasiidae. The record is from RefSeq and is a predicted model, not a curated record. Gene Ontology annotation, molecular function: hormone activity; adrenomedullin receptor binding. The transcript has 4 exons. Bases 153 to 662 code for a protein of 169 amino acids.